Messenger RNA from Papaver somniferum (opium poppy), 1617 nucleotides. RefSeq names its product trihelix transcription factor ASIL1-like. The transcript is spliced from 2 exons. Gene Ontology annotation, molecular function: transcription cis-regulatory region binding. Lineage: Eukaryota; Viridiplantae; Streptophyta; Magnoliopsida; Ranunculales; Papaveraceae. Bases 465 to 1328 code for a protein of 287 amino acids. The record is from RefSeq and is a predicted model, not a curated record. Gene Ontology annotation, cellular component: nucleus.
ACUGCUGCUACCUGUAGAGAAGAGAGAGAGGUAAACAGAGGGAGAGAAAAACGAGACUGAAUAAAACGCUUUUGACUUUAUUGUCCGGUCAGAGAUUUCAUCAAGAAAGGAUGGGAACAUCAGAACAUGGCAGGUUUGCACCGUUCAUUCAUCAAUUCAACAACACGAGUGCUGGUGACGUUAUCGGUCGUUUCCAUUUCUCUUUCUCUCUCGUUCUCUUCAACACACACAACAACAAAAAAAACAUUACUACUCCUGUACCCGGUGGCCGACGGAACUCCUCUUAUCCCACUUAUUUCAUUUUAUUUGGUGGUGGUGGGGUCUCUUCUCGGAACCCUAUUCUCUUCUCCUUUCAGUCUUCUUCCCUUUCUCUCUCUAUGUAAUUUCCGUUUUCAUUUCUCUUCCACCUCCGGCGCACAUUAGCAACAAACCCUAAUCCGAAAAAUCCCCAAAUUCUUUCCAUAAUGGAGGCCGAAGAUCACCGUCAUCACCAGCAACAAAUCAGGCCUUAUAAAGGAGGUGGUGGUGGCAGAGAAGAUUGUUGGACAGAAGAAGCAACAGAAACGUUGAUUGAAGCAUGGGGGAAUCGUUAUAUUCAACUGAGUAGAGGUAAUCUUCGUCAGAAAGAUUGGAAAGAAGUAGCUGAUGCAGUGAAUGAUCGACAGGAUAGUAUUAACAAACCACGGAAAACUGAUAUUCAAUGUAAGAAUCGGAUUGAUACUGUCAAAAAGAAGUAUAAGAUUGAGAAGGCUAAACCAUUUCCGUCUAAAUGGGUUUUUUUCACUCGUUUGGAUAAUUUAAUCGGUAGUAAUUCUUCUGCUGGUGGUGCUAAGAAAUUUAUCCCACCACCAAUUAUAAGGAAAUCGUCACCUGUUAAUUUCAACUUUAGAUCUUCGCAGAAUCUAGAUCGGAACCAGAAUGUACCAUUUUUUGCUUCUGGUGGUGGUUCGACGUCGAAAUCUAGGUUGAAUUCUGUUGGAUCUACUGAGAGUUCUUAUGAUGAUGAGGAGGAAGAAGAGGAGGAUGAAGAGGGGGAAGAUUUGAGGUUUGAUGAUAGUUAUAAGGGGAAACGUAGUGCGGAUGUGGAUGAUUCGUCUGAUCAGACGGCGUUUAAGGAGUUAGCGAAAGCAAUUACUAAAUUUGGGGAGACCUAUGAGAGAAUUGAGAGCUUAAAACAAGAGCAAAUGAUGGCAUUAGAAAGACAGAAAAUGGAGUUAACUAAAGAACUUGAAUUUCAGAGGAUGAAGAUGUUUAUGGAUGCUCAAUUUGAGAUUGCUAAGAAGAAACGCCCAAGACAUUCAUCUGGUGGUACUGGGAAGAAGGUAUAGAAGGGGGAUCGUAGAUUGUUCAGAUACUUUCAUCCGGUAAAGAAAGGAGUGUUUGCAGAUGGUAUUCACGCAUAGCUCUUCCGUGAUUACUUAGAAUGAUGAAACCAAACAUUUGUCGGUGAGGCAUCUUAGUCACUGUUUGAGGGUUGAUAAUUGAUGAAAGCAUAGUAGGCCUGUUUGUAUGUAUUUUGUUGUAAAAUGUAAAUUUUAGACUUCCCUUGAAUCACUGUAAUGCAUUGCUAAUUUUAUAGUGUAUUCCUGAACUAAUCUCAUCUUUCCUUCUUUUAAA